CUCCCUUCUUUCUCUCUCUUCCUCCGUCCUCUGUCCCUCUUCUGUCUCCCUCCACCAGAACAAAUAAUGGAGGAGCAACUACACUCUCAACUCUCCUGCCAUACUAGCAGUACAUUUUAGCUCUCUUACGACGUCGUUCUACGUCUACUUCAACAAAUGUGAACCCCUUUUUUCCUUCAUUUUCAUUUUUUUUGCCUUUUCUUUCUCUUAACUCCAACAAACUUUGCUGCUGCUGCUUGUGAUCUGACUUCUGAGUCCUACAUUGCCUGUAAAAGAUAAAGUCUCGGACUUCAGUUCUAACUGGAAAAAUUCCUUGAAUUUUACGUCCAUUUCUGAAGCUGCAUUUGCUGAAAAGAAUAAAAAUGAUGGAGCAAUAUGAAGUACUGGAGCAAAUUGGGAAAGGGGCGUUUGGUUCUGCCCUUCUUGUGCGUCAUAAACUCGAAAAGAAGAAGUAUGUAUUGAAAAAGAUUCGUCUUGCCCGCCAGACGGAUAGGACACGCCGAAAUGCUCAUCAGGAGAUGGAGCUUAUCUCCAGAAUGCAAAAUCCAUUUAUUGUGGAGUAUAAAGAUUCCUGGGUGGAGAAGGGAUGCUAUGUCUGUAUUGUAAUUGGUUACUGUGAAGGUGGAGACAUGGCCGAAGCCAUUAAGAAAGCGAAUGGUGUACUUUUCCCAGAAGAGAAACUUUGUAAAUGGCUUGUUCAGCUCCUUAUGGCCCUCGAUUACUUGCACACGAAUCACAUUCUUCAUCGAGAUGUCAAGUGUUCCAAUAUAUUCUUAACAAAAGAGCAGGACAUUUGUCUUGGUGACUUUGGACUUGCCAAGAGGUUGAGUUCGGAUGAUCUUGCUUCCUCUAUUGUGGGAACUCCCAGUUAUAUGUGCCCUGAGCUUCUGGCUGAUAUACCAUAUGGUUCUAAGUCAGACAUAUGGUCACUUGGAUGUUGCAUAUAUGAAAUGAGCGCGCACAAACCUGCUUUUAAGGCUUUCGAUAUGCAGGCACUGAUCAACCGAAUAAACAAGUCUAUUGUGGCACCUCUUCCUGCACAAUACUCUGGUGGACUCCGUGGUCUGAUCAAAAGCAUGCUGCGGAAAAAUCCAGAACUGCGACCAAAUGCUGCAGAACUUCUUAGGCACCCACACCUUCAGCCUUAUGUGCUCGAUAUUCAUCUCAAACAUAACAGCCCUAGGAGGAACAGUUUUCCUAUACACUGGCCUGAGACAAAUUACAUGAAGAAAAACAGAUUCUCUGCGCCAACAAAAGCUGCUAUUUCUACUUAUCGGGAAAAACGGUUUUCCUUUGGUGGUGACAGGACUUUAAACCCUAGUGUAUCUGAAGCUGAGCAUGACUAUCCUUUUUCAGACCAAACAAUUAAAAACAACCCUAAGUUUCUGGACAGAAGAAUGGAAGAGGUGUCGGUUGAUAGCGUGCAUGAAGUGACAUCUGUCACUAAAAGGAUAACUUCAAAAGUUUCUAGCGUAUCAAAGAACCAAAAAAUGAGUGUGACAAAACCUUCUUCUACUUCCAAAAGACCGGGAGAACUCUCUAAAAACCGGGAACUGCUCCUGGCUUCAAGAAUUGCUGCGAAAAGAUCUGCUUUUUCUACUCGUAGAGCUUCUUUGCCUUUGUCAAGUAAAGGUGAAGUUCGAGAAUCAGGCCGCAGACCCAGUCUUGGUAUACUUGACUGUGUUAACUCUCCAGAUGUUUCUGUCAAUGCUCCCCGGAUUGAUAGGAUGGUUGAGUUCCAUUUAGACUCUUAUGAGGAUUCUAUUAUUCCCAUUCGUAGAGCUUCAACGGCCUCUGUACAAGGUUCCUCCAACUCACCUCAAGGUGAACGAUCAAUAAUGAAGGAUAAAUGCACAGUUGAAGUUCUGGACAAACCACUUGGUAGCUUAAGUUUUGCAGAUGCUUGGCAAGGAUUUGAAGGCCCCAAACUUGCUCUGGAUAGGGAGGCUGUAAGUGAAUGUUCUGACCAAAAUGCCACGGCUGGUGCUUCAAGCCGUACCUCAUCAGACUUAAGGCGCCGUCGUUUUGAUAUGUCAUCACAUCAACAACGUGCUGAAGCUUUGGAAGGUUUGCUUGAGUUUAGUGCAAGAUUGUUGCAAGAGGAAAGGUUUGAAGAGCUUGGCGUCUUAUUGAAGCCAUUUGGUCCAGGGAAGGUGUCUCCAAGGGAAACAGCCAUUUGGUUGACCAAGAGUUUCAAGGAAAACACGGCAAAGCAGGAAGACCAACCCUUGGUCGCCCAACCUAUCUAAAACUGUUGCUGCUAUUAAUUGUAAUGGCUAAUUAGCGUUUUACAAACUGAGGUGUAGGCAGUAAUAGGCAGUAAUCUCAGGUAUAGGCAAGAACUUGUAAUGUUCUGGGUUGUAUGGUAUAGGCAGGAUUCUAACUAGGAGCGGACAUAUUUUUAUGUUGUUAAUCUGGAGGUCUUAAUUGGGAAGUGGUGAAUGAAAUGCAGGAACUUGAUGCUGUGAUGCUGUGUUUCUUAACCAUUUUGCGUCAUGAAUACUUAAGAUCCAUCAUGUAGGAUGACAAUAUGAAGGCACAUAGAAAUUUCGAACUUAA
This is a messenger RNA of Coffea arabica (coffee), 2559 nucleotides long. RefSeq names its product serine/threonine-protein kinase Nek2-like. Lineage: Eukaryota; Viridiplantae; Streptophyta; Magnoliopsida; Gentianales; Rubiaceae. The record is from RefSeq and is a predicted model, not a curated record. Gene Ontology annotation, molecular function: protein serine/threonine kinase activity; ATP binding. Gene Ontology annotation, biological process: protein phosphorylation.